Spirometra erinaceieuropaei is the source of this 677-nucleotide messenger RNA. Lineage: Eukaryota; Metazoa; Platyhelminthes; Cestoda; Diphyllobothriidea; Diphyllobothriidae. The record is from the annotation of a GenBank genome assembly.
AUGAUAGGUGCACCCGCCACAUCCGUGUCCCCUCCCUCCGCAUCGCAUGUCUCUGUUAAACUACCACACUUCUGGCUGCCCAAUGUGGAGCUUUCGACUGCACGUUGCGAGGCUGAAUUCGUAGCCUGCAACAUUACUCGUCAGCAGACCGUGUUCAACCAUCUGCAGCGCAUUCUUCCUGACGAAUAUGCCGAAGACCUUUGCGACCUCUUCAUCCAGCGUUCUUCGGAGCAGCCCUUCGAUAAACUGAAAGAGGCUAUGGUAAAGCGCGUGGUAAUGACAGAGGAGGGCCGACUACGACAACUCCUCCAGAUGGAUACUCAUCCCGUGAGAUUCGUCAUCUAGAUUUCAUUUCCCAGUUUUCUUGCAUCAUUCAACAUGUCCACGGUAAGUAAAACGUGGUUGCUAAUGCUCUCUCCAGAAUUCAGGUGAACUCCGUCACGUCACAUGCAAUCGAUUUCACGCUCAUGGCUGACGCUCAACGCACUGAUGACGACCUCCCUCACGAUCGCCCUACGGACUCUUAUCUAAUUCUCCUAGAUGUCCCUCUUCCCGCUCAAGCUGGCACCAUCACUUGUGACCUUUCUACUGGUCACGACCGCCCAUUUGUCCCAGCCACUAAGCGCCGACAAGGCUUUGAUAUCCUUCACGGCAUAUCCGGUCGUCAUGUCCACUGA